GGGUUCCACCCAGCUCACCUGCCCAGACUACAAACUAACCUUUCCCUCCUUAUCUUCAUUCUUCUUCUUCCUCAGAUCUUUCUUUGACUGGAAGAAUAUCCCAUGACUGAGGCAACAGCUCCCAUUCAUGGUCAUGUAAAAAGUGUUUGUGGGGGCAGGAGUGGGGGUAUUGGGGAAAGUGAAAUAUUAAUGAGGGAGACAGAAGGCGGAGUGUGCCCUGACCUGGACCACACUUCUCAUCUUAGAACUCUCGCAGAGUGUCCUUCUUCACCUUGUCCCUCACAGUUAUGUGUCCUAGGUCCCUGGUUCAAUACGACUGCCUUCUUUUCUGGACUCAAGAAGAGAGCAGGUUUCUCCAUCUACCCUUCUUAUAUGCUAAUGACCUCAAAACUGUGUCCAUAAAGCAGGAGUCUUGCUGCUGGUGGAGGAUUUGGAUUCAUCUGGUCAGGACUCCUGUAUGUGGGGGCUUUAGCUGCUGACCUGUUGCCUGAUAGUUUUUCUUCACCAUGGAGAAGGAAAAAUCAAUGAUGUCAGGAAAAGAAUGGUCGAGAAAGAAUGAAAGGAUCUGGUGUUCACAUGGAAAGGUUGGCCUUAAUUUGAUACAAGAUUGAUUGUAUCAGGAAUGAAGAAAUUGUGAGUAUGGUCAUCAGCUGAGAAUAAGGAGGCAGGUGAAAAUGUUGAAGUUUUAGUUCUGACGCAGAAAGAGCUUGGAAGUCAUCAUUCCCAUCCUUACAAGAAGAAAAAGCUGAACGAACUGAAGAUCAAUGACUUUUCUUGAUUCAUCAGAGAACUGGGCUUGUGGGGCAAACUGCCACCCUGAGAUGUGGAGAGUGGUGGAUUCAGACAGUCACAGCUGAGAUUGGCUUAACUGGAACAGAAGCCACUAGAGCCAUGAACAGGUCUGGAGAUGUGUGCACAUCUGAGGAACACGUGGUGCAGAAUUGAGGCCUCUGCAAGUGUAAAAUAAUAGAAGGCUCUCAGGUGUGAUAGGGCAGGGAGCUACUGGAGAAGGGCUCUGGCUGGAGCAGGUGGGCUGGAGCAGGAAUCCUAAAACCAAAAUAUUAGAACGAAAACAGAAACAUGGCUCACCAUAUUACAUUUCUUUGGAUAGUUUUGGUCCUGCUUCUUCAGAAUUCUGUAUUAGCUGAAGAUGGGGAAAUAAGAUCAAGUUGUCGUACUGCUCCAACAGAUUUAGUUUUCAUCCUAGAUGGCUCUUACAGUGUUGGUCCAGAAAACUUUGAAAUAGUGAAAAAGUGGCUUGUCAAUAUCACAAAAAACUUUGACAUAGGACCGAAGUUUAUUCAGGUUGGAGUGGUCCAGUAUAGUGACUACCCUGUAUUGGAGAUUCCUCUUGGAAGCCAUGAUUCAGGAAAGAAUUUGGUGGCAGCAAUGGAAUCCAUACAUUACCUGGGCGGAAACACAAGGACUGGAAAGGCCAUCCAGUUUGCACUUGAUUACCUUUUUGCCAAGUCCUCACGGUUUCUGACUAAGAUAGCAGUAGUACUUACAGAUGGUAAAUCCCAAGAUGAAGUUAAAGAUGCAGCAGAAGCAGCAAGAGAUAGUAAAAUAACAUUAUUUGCUAUUGGCGUUGGUUCAGAAACAGAAGAUGCAGAACUUAGAGCUAUUGCCAAUAAGCCUUCAUCUACUUACGUGUUUUAUGUGGAAGACUAUAUUGCAAUAUCCAAAAUAAGGGAGGUGAUGAAGCAGAAACUUUGUGAAGAAUCUGUCUGUCCAACACGAAUUCCAGUGGCAGCUCGCGAUGAGAAAGGGUUUGAUAUUCUUUUAGGCUUGGGUGUAAAGAAAAAGGUUAAGAAAAGAAUCCUGCUUUCACCAACAAAGAUAAAAGGAUAUGAAGUAACAUCAAAAGUUGACUUAUCAGAAUUCACAAGCAAUGUUUUCCCAGAAGGUCUUCCUCCAUCAUAUGUAUUUGUCUCCACUCAGAGAUUUAAAGUCAAGAAAAUGUGGGAUUUAUGGAGAAUUUUAACCAUUGAUGGAAGGCCACAAAUAGCAGUUACUUUAAAUGGUGUGGAUAAAACUUUACUAUUUACAACAACCAGCAUGAUUAAUGGCUCACAAGUGGUCACCUUCGUUGACCCUCAAGUUAAGACAUUAUUUGAUGAAGGCUGGCAUCAAAUUCGUCUCUUAGUAACAGAACAAGAUGUAACUCUGUAUAUUGAUGAUCAACAAAUUGAAAACAAGCCCUUACAUCCAGUUUUAGGGAUCUUCAUCAGUGGGCAAACUCAAAUUGGAAAGUAUUCUGGGAAAGAAGAAACCGUUCAGUUUGAUGUCCAGAAGUUGCGAAUCUACUGUGACCCAGAACAGAACAACCGAGAGACAGCAUGCGAGAUUCCUGGAUUUAAUGGCGAGUGCCUUAAUGGUCCCAGUGAUGUUGGCUCAACUCCAGCUCCCUGUGUUUGUCCUCCGGGAAAACCAGGACUGCAGGGUCCCAAGGGUGAACCUGGACAGCCUGGGAACCCUGGCUACCCUGGACAAUCUGGUCAAGAUGGUAAGCCUGGAUAUCAGGGAAUUGCAGGAUCACCAGGUGUCCCAGGAUCCCCGGGAAUACAAGGAGUUCAAGGACUACCAGGUUACAAAGGAGAACCAGGGAGAGAUGGUGAAAAGGGUGACCGUGGACUUCCUGGUUUUCCAGGGCUUCAUGGAAUCCCAGGAUUAAAGGGUGAAAUGGGCCCCAAAGGAGAUAAAGGAUCAACUGGAUUUUAUGGCAAAAAGGGUGCAAAAGGUGAAAAGGGGAAUUCUGGUUUUCCUGGCCUCCCUGGACGUGCUGGAGAACCAGGAAGACAUGGCAAGGAUGGAUUAAUGGGUAGCCCUGGUUAUAAGGGAGAAGUAGGACCUCCAGGUGCUCCAGGUCAGGAUGGAUCACGGGGAGAGCCUGGAAUACCAGGAUUUCCUGGAAACCAAGGAUUAAUGGGACAAAAGGGAGAAAUUGGGCCUCCAGGACCACUAGGAAAAAAAGGAGCUCCGGGGAUUCCUGGUUUAAUGGGACGUGAUGGCUCACCAGGUCAGCCUGGAACACCAGGAUCUAAGGGAAAUAAAGGUGAACCUGGACUUCAAGGGAUGCCUGGGGCUUCUGGACUAAAGGGAGAACAAGGAGCAGUAGGUCCCCCAGGAGAACCAGGAUACCUGGGUUUACCUGGAAUUCAAGGAAAAAAGGGGGACAAAGGAAGUCAAGGUGAAAAAGGCAUUCAGGGCCAAAAGGGAGAAAAUGGAAGACAGGGAAUUCCAGGGCAACAGGGAAUUCAAGGCCAUCAUGGUAUGAAAGGAGAGAGAGGUGAGAAGGGGGAGCCUGGUGUCAGAGGUGCCACUGGACCAAAAGGAGAGUCUGGGGUGGACGGCCUAAUGGGGCCUGUGGGCCCCCAGGGGCAGCCUGGGGAAGCAGGUCCACAGGGACCUCCAGGACUAGAUGGGAAGCCCGGGAGAGAAUUUUCGGAACAGUUUAUUCGACAAGUUUGCACCGAUGUAUUAAGAGCUCAGCUACCAGUCUUACUUCAGAGUGGAAGAAUUCAAAGUUGUGAUCAUUGCCAGUCCCAACAUGGUUCCCCUGGUAUACCUGGGCCACCUGGUCCCAUAGGCCCAGAAGGUCCUAGAGGAUUUCCUGGUUUACCAGGAAGAGAUGGUGUUCCUGGAUUAGUUGGUGCUCCUGGACGUCCAGGUGCCAGAGGAUUAAAAGGCCUACCAGGAAGAAAUGGGGCAAAGGGAAGCCAAGGGUUUGGGUACCCCGGAGAACAGGGUCCCCCUGGUCCCCCAGGUCCAGAGGGCCCUCCUGGAAUAAGCAAAGAAGGUCCUCCAGGAGAUCCAGGUCUCCCAGGCAAAGAUGGAGAUCAUGGAAAACCCGGAAUCCAAGGGCAACCAGGACCCCCUGGCAUCUGUGAUCCCUCACUAUGUUUUAGUGUAAUUGUUGGAAGAGAUCCAUUUAGAAAAGGACCAAACUAUUAGUGUCUGAUGCCUCAUUCAGCAAUCUAGGCAUGGUGCUUUUCUUUUAUGGUCUUUUGCAUCUCAGGAAGAUAACAACAGUAAUCCCUUGAAAAGAAACUAAAGUACCUCGGUGUUUUUAUUAUUAUUUUUUUCUUAAGGAAAAAUAUAUAAAAGUUCACAUAUACUGAUUUUAAAGGCUCUGCAGUAAUUCAGAGCCUUUAGAUUAGUAGCAUUAACUAAAUCUCAAGGGUUUCUUCUAAGUCCAUUUAUUUUAAUCAAAGUUGAAUAUAAAAAAAACCCCACCAUUGCCUGUUAGCCAGUCAAUUCCAGUCACUGUGAAAUAUUUCACAUUCAGCCUCCAUGCAGCAGAGUAUUUGAGUUCAAUUUCAUGUCUUUGUGAAUUUCAUGUUUCAUAUCUCAUAGCACAUGCUUGUACAUUAGCCAAAACAUGUGUCUGGUGUUGUUGGAAAUAACAUCAGGGUUGAUACUCAGCUGGGACAGACAGUGUUGUCAUACCAGUCAUUUACUCCAUUGUCUGCUUAUUGGGUAGGGACAGUGGACUGCUGGUCGUUCAGUGUUUUGAAUAUCACCUCUGAAUGAGAUGAAUGUGUUUCUUAAAGUACAUUAGCAAAUUCUCAAAUUCGGUUAAUGAUUAUGCUAAGAAAGUAUUGAUUACAUUGGGAGUGGUCAUAAUUGUGUAACAUUAAAAACAUGUUAGAAGAAAGUUUCAUUGUACCCCAUCAAUAUGUUCAAAGGAAAUGCAGGUUCAGGAAUACUAAAAAGACUCCAUUCUUCACAUUAGCUUUGUAAUUGGAAUGUUUGUUGUAUGCCUUCAUUUUCCAUUUCACUUAUUAUAUGUGUAUGUUCCUAUUAUGUUAACUUUUAUUGUAGCAAAGCUUAUGGGAAUAAAUGCUCUAGUUGAAAGGAAAGGUAACUCCACAGAUCCUAGUAUGUCUUGAUAUUUUUAGCACUUUAGAUACUUUAAAAUAUUAUGAACAGUCUUUGUGUACUGUACUUACUGCUUUUGUAAGGAACAUAUUUGAGAUAUUUCAUCCUAAUCAUGCUCUAAAUUUUGUUACAUGCUUGUUAUUCAAAGUUCAAUAAAGUUUUGUACAACA
Molecule: messenger RNA, 5051 nt
Organism: Canis lupus familiaris (dog)
Lineage: Eukaryota; Metazoa; Chordata; Mammalia; Carnivora; Canidae
Gene: COL21A1
Product: collagen type XXI alpha 1 chain
Exons: 37
Coding region: 1081-3954 (957 amino acids)
Source: RefSeq, a predicted model, not a curated record